Molecule: messenger RNA, 5063 nt
Organism: Bufo gargarizans (Asiatic toad)
Lineage: Eukaryota; Metazoa; Chordata; Amphibia; Anura; Bufonidae
Product: SPARC-related modular calcium-binding protein 2-like
Exons: 11
Coding region: 395-1456 (353 amino acids)
Biological process (GO): extracellular matrix organization
Cellular component (GO): basement membrane
Molecular function (GO): extracellular matrix binding; calcium ion binding; heparin binding
Source: RefSeq, a predicted model, not a curated record
AGGGGCUUUGCCAUCAUCUGGUCAUUUUAAGCGACUUUGAACAGCACCUUCCUUGAGAAGGAGAGGCAGCCUCAACCUCUUGCCUGCAGCCAUACAGGCGGUAGGCAGCUUUUCUCCUCACUCUUCCUGGCAAGAAACAAUCAUCAGAAGACAGAUCUCCUAAAGGAGAGGGAAAUCGUCAGCGCUGGGAUCAGAUAAGAGAGGGAGGAAGCAGCUGAAGACUGAGCUGUGUGGUGCCAGGCUGCCGAGAAGUUCUAUCAGACACAAGACACCGAGGAUUCAUCUCAAGGUUCCUCCAGAAAGUGACAGCAGGAGGCGGAUUUGGUGCAGUCUGAGCACUAAGGCAGGCUGAGGACUGAGCCUAAUCAUUAAAGUUCCUUCUAUCUAGCACCCUAUGAGGAGGAGGAUGCUACCUUCUAACUUCAUUGUGCUUGCGAUCGUCUUUGUAGGACCACUCGCCGGUGCGCAGAAGUUCUCAGCCCUGACGUUUCUAAGAGUGGAUCAAGACAAGGACAAAGAAUGCAAUUUGGAUUGUGCAGGCUCUCCUUCGAAACUUCUGUGUGCCUCCGAUGGCAGAACGUUCCUUUCCAGGUGUGAAUUUCAACGAGCUAAAUGUAAAGAUUCUCAGUUGGAGAUUGCAUACAGAGGAAAUUGUAAAGAUGUUUCCAGAUGUGUUGCAGAGAGGAAAUACACUCAAGAACAAGCCCGCAAAGAAUUUCAGCAAGUGUUUAUCCCGGAGUGCAAUGAUGAUGGCACAUACAGUGAGGUACAGUGUCACAGUUACACAGGAUACUGUUGGUGUGUAUCUCCAAAUGGUCGGCCACUCAGUGGGACUGCAGUUGUACACAAAACUCCUCGGUGUCCAGGAUCACUAACAGAAAAAGUUUCCCAGAGAGAAGGGACAGGAAAAGCAGAUGAUGUGUCUGUUGUGUUAGAAACACAACCUCAAGGAGAUGAAGAAGAUUUUGCAUCUCGCUAUCCUACAUUAUGGACGGAGCAAGUUAAAAGUAGACAAAAUAGAACCCACAGAAAUUCAGGUUGUCCUGGAGCAAAAAAGAAUGAAUUCCUUACAAGUGUAUUGGAUGCAUUAACUACAGAUAUGGUACAUGCGGUUUCUGACUUAACAUCCUCUUCCAGCAGGGUUUCAGAACCGGAUCCAAACCAUACUUUGGAAGAAAGAGUUGUACACUGGUACUUCAAGCAACUUGAUAAAAAUUCAAGUGGGGACAUUGGAAAGAAGGAAAUUAAGCCAUUCAAGAGAUUGUUACGAAAAAAAUCAAAGCCCAAAAAAUGUGUGAAAAAGUUUGUUGAAUACUGUGAUGUGAAUAAUGACAAGUCUUUAUCUGUCCAUGAAUUAAUGGGAUGUCUUGGUGUUACAAAAGAUGAAGGCACAACCCCUAAAAGUAUUGGAGAGAAUCCCUCAUCUUAUAAACAGAUCUCCAGAAAACAAGGAUGAAUAAGCUUUAAGACCGUCAACAAUCGUAUUUGAGAAGCUGAUGCUCAAUGCCAUGUAGGCAGUGAUACAGAAAUAGUAUUUGCACUUUGUACUUUAAAUGUAAAAUCACUUUGUAGAAUUGUGAUAUUUAAGCAGACUUUUGAAUCUGUGAAACAUAAUGAACUUGUGGAAAUUUACACAUACAAUGUAUGUGCCUGGCACUCUAGCUAUAAUAGAUGUUAAACGGUUUGCAUUUUCUCUUUAUUCUUUUCCUCAUUUUGAAUGUAGGUAGAUGCUUUGUAGGUGAAUGUUCAUGUAUCAUGACUCAUUUUUUUUUUAGCACAUCAUAUCCUUUAGCUGUUUUUUGUUAUGUGCGGUGUUCACUAUCCUUGAAUGAUGUUUUUAAUAGUUGUGUCUUUUAAAUAUGUUUUAUUUAGCAUAUUUUUUUAAUUGUGCUGAUCAAAACAAUGUAUUUGUUUUUCUUUUGAUGAUUUGACAGUUUUCAACCACAAAGUUACUGAGCUUAGGACUCUUAGGGCCCGUUUACAUGGUGGAAUUAUCUGUCAGAAUUUUUGGCAUGGACACCACACCAACAUUCCGGCGGUGGUCGUGUGGUUUCUGCCUCCAAUUGGGUCUCCUCUCGCUUAUUAGCUCCAUUCGAUGGCGCUAAGCCACAAGCCCUGCAACUUCCAAAGUGUGCUUACACAGUUUUUUGCCACUGUAUAUGUGGCAGAUUUUGCCAGUGUCACAAUCUGAAAUGUGAACAGGCCUUUAUUCUUUUUACAUUUCAUGCAUUAUCUGAUUUGUUUAUAGAAAUAGUAACACAAAGAGAAGCUUUCCAAUAAUUGACUAAUUCAUCCACGCCUCUAGGCACACAGUCUUUGUCAUACAUUAAAGAUUAAAGAUUUGUUUUGUGUUGUGAGACUAAUAAGCCUAAAAGAAGACUGUCAAAACAAAAUCUUUUCAUUACACCUGGCUCAGAUUUCAUGUACCCAUUCAUUCCUUCUCCUCCCAGUGCCUGGGGGUCAGCAUAUAGCAAAUGCUAUCACCUGAACAAAUUAUAAACAUUUGCCUUCAGGAGGAGCAAAGUGUGUAAGUAUUGCCUUGAGCAUUCUCCUUACCAUCUGGGAGAUGUUUGAACAGGCAUUAAUGCAUUCCCCUUAAUUCUCUUUGAGGUGCCUUGAGGAACAAAUUAUUUGCAGAUGUGAACUUUAUAGCUCCAGUGCAUAAAACACUUUUCAAGAAUUUGGACUUUAAUAAAUUAUAUUCAUCUGUUGCACCCUCCACCUCAGAGCACACAGUUCAUAGACACAGAAAAACUGCAACAUUUUUUUAUUUCAUUUUACUAUGGAAAAAACACAGAAACUGACUCACAUAUGGUUUUCAACAGCCAAUAAAUAGCAGGGCAGGCUUUUUUCAUAUAUUCAUUACACACACUCUAGACACAGUCUUGUUUUUUUACAGUGUUUUUAGCUUUAUAACUAUGCAACUUAGUAGCAGAUUACAAAUGCUAUACUUUAUAUAGGCACGGCACAGUGAAUGUUAUGAAGAUAUGUGCUAUUAUGGUUUGUUCUAGAUAUAUCUAUGAUUACCCAGACUCAUGUAGUAUGAAUACUAUAUGGCUGCAUUGAAGCAUGGUUAGAUCACAGAUAGACAAGUACAUACAGAACCCAUUUAAAUGCAUUUACAAAUCCAGUAUUAUCAUAUUGUUAAUGAAGUGCUUCCUUUUAUACUUUUUUUUUAAUAUGAAAUGAAAGGACAGAGGACAUGAGUACUUGACUAGUACUGACACUCUGAAGUGUUUCCAUGGGCUUUCAGAUCUGUGCCUCUGCAUCAGACAUGGUCUCAUCUUUUGCUGUAUUUUGCAGAUCACAGACCCAUUCAGGUUAAAGGGUUCGCAUCCACAGCACGGAGCACACAGUUGGUGCCCGUGCUGCAGACCGCAAAUAGAGGUCGGCAAUGCGCGGGCACCAGCUGUGUGCACUCUGUGCUGUGGAUGCGGACCCUUUGACUUGAAUGGGUCAGUGAUCCGCAAGAUACAGAGCCCUUACAUUUGUGUGUGUAAACCGCAUUACACUCACGUCACAUGUAAUAUUAAAGGGAUUUUCUGGGAUAUUAAUAUUGAUGACCUAUUUUCAGGAUAGAUCAUCAGUAUCAGAUCGGCACCCCCCCAUCAGCUUGUUGAAGUGAAGGCCACACUACGUGCGAGCGCAGCCUUCCCUUCAUUGUUUAUCUGCUCACCGUUGACAUCACAGUGGUGAGCAGGUGUAACUACAAGCCUUCCCAUUCUCCUCAACCAGCUGGGGUGUUGGAUCCCUGCCGAUCUGAUAUUGAUGUCCUGUCCUAAGGAUAGGUCAUCAAUAUUAAAAUCCUGGAAAACCCCUUUAAGGUGCAGUGCACCACUUAAUAAAUUUGGUGCAGGCAACCUAAGCAAAGCCAGACUUAAAACUGACACAAAAACAACCUUAAAUGAAAAAUGACCACCUAUAUGCUUAAUAAACUGUUGUGCAUAUCUGUACAACAAAGUAAAUUAAUGCACUCGCGUAUGCCUUAAUUUCAGUAUACCGUAUUACAUUCCGGCACAUGAGUUGCUCCACUCUUUCUUUAUUUUAUGCAUGAUCCAUUUCAAAUUUGCACCAUCGGUCAAUUUUUCUGUGCAUGCUGUUCAUUCACACGACCAAUUUUUAGGGUUCACUUCAACGGGGCCACAAUACAUGGGGACAGCACUCCUUGUGCUGUCUGCAUCCACCACUCCUUUCUGUGGCCCAUCAAAAAAUUAAAUAAAUAGAACAUUUUUGUCCAUUUUGCAAACAAGAAUAUGUAUUUCUGUAAAUUACAGAAUUCACACAGCCGGCAUCUGACUGCAAAACACUGCACGGUGCAUGUAGCCUAAGGCGGAGUUUACACAUCAGUUAUUUGGUCAGUUCUUUCCAGUAAGGGCUUGUUCACAUAACUGUUGCCCCUCUGUGCCCGUGCUGUGGAGUGCAAAUUGCUGUCCGCAAUACACAGGCACCGGCCGUUGGGCUGCUGCAUGCCGAUCGUGACCCCAUUCACUUGAAUGGGGUCCGCGAUACGUCCGUUCUGCAAAAAGAUAGAGCAAGUUAUAUCUUUUUGUGGUGCGGAGGCACGGAACAGAGCCCACGGAAGCACUCCGUAGUGGUUCCGUAGGGUUCCGUUCCGUUUCACAUCUCUGGAUUUGCAGAACCAUUCAAGUGAAUGGGUCCGCAUCCGUGUUACAGAAUGCACACGGCUGAUGCUGUGUGAAUGAGUCCUUAUUGGUAGCCAAAACUAGUAGUGAAGCCUGCUCAGAGAUAACAUAUAAUAGGAAAAUUUCCUUCAGUUCUGUGUUUUUGACCCACACCUGGUUUUGGCUCACAAUAAGGGCUCAUGCACACGACUGUCGAAUGUUUUGCGACCCGCAAAUUACAGAUACACAAAACAUCGUUACCGGACGUGUGCAUUCUGCAUUUGCAGAACGAAAUGGACCGGACCCUGAUAGAAUAGUCAUAUCCUUGUCCGUAAUGUAAACAAUAAGGACAUAAGGACACAGAAUGCACACAAAGUCAUUUCUGGUGUUUUUGCUGCAAAAAAAAAUUGAAUGGACAUGGAAAAAUAAUAUGUUCAUGUG